UAGCGGAAGUAGAUGGAAACAAGGCAAAGGCCAGACGGACCGUCACAGCUGCUGGGAAACCCUGAAAACACAGCAGCCUGCGGGUUGUCCUCUGCUUCCACGGUCCGGACGCUGUAGGAGAAGAAGACACCUCAACAUGGCCGACACAUGGAAGCGUCUCCCCACCGUGCCCCAACUACCAGCGUCACUUUCCGCCUGUCUCCUCGCUCUGCUCCUCGUCUGCCCUGGUGACGCCAGCCGACACCGGACACGACGCCCCAGCAGCCCCGCCGCCGAGGACCCGGUAGAAACUUACGACAGAUACUACGAUUACGCGAGUCUGACGGGACGUCUUCAGUCUUUAGCCCAGACAUACCCGCACAUAGCCAACCUGUCGAGCGUGGGUCAGUCCGUGGAGGGCAGGCAGCUGUGGGUGAUGCGCAUCACCACGGAGCCCGACGCGGACUCGCAGGGGAAACCUAAAUUUAAGUACGUGGGCAACAUGCACGGAGACGAGACCGUGUCCCGGCAGGUGCUGGUCUACCUAGCGGAGCACCUGCUGCUCAAGUACGGCGAGGAUCCGCGCAUCACGGAGCUCGUCAACACAACGGAUAUUUACAUCAUGCCCAGUAUGAACCCGGACGGCUUCGAGAAGUCCAAAGAGGGAGAUUGCAUGGGAGAAAACGAAGGCAGAAGUAACGCCAAAACCAUUGACCUGAACAGAAGCUUUCCUGACCAGUUCGGCAGGAUCAGCGUCUCUCCAGAGAAAAUACCCGAGGUCUUGGCUGUGAUCAGGUGGAUCCAGGAGAAAAAAUUUGUGCUGUCAGCGAACCUGCAUGGUGGCUCCGUGGUCGCCAGUUACCCUUUUGAUGACUCAGCCAUCCAUCAGCAACAGGGCCACUACAGCAAGUCAGAGGAGGACAGCCUGUUUCGCUACUUGGCUAUGACGUAUUCCCAGAACCACCCUGUGAUGAAGACUGGUUUUCCCAACUGUCCCGAUGCCAUGGAUGAAACUUUUAAAGAUGGCAUCACCAAUGGGGCUCAGUGGUACGAUUUACCUGGAGGGAUGCAGGACUACAACUACCUCCAUGGAAACUGUCUGGAGAUCACCAUUGAGCUUAGCUGCUGCAAAUAUCCUCCUGCAACUGAGCUCCAUAAGGAAUGGGAUCUGAAUAGGGAAUCCCUACUAGCCUACAUGGAAAAGGUACAUAUAGGUGCUCGUGGAUAUGUGAAAGAAGCCGUCACUGGUGCUGAUCUUUCCAACGCCAACAUUAUGGUGGCAGGCAUUCAGCACAAUCUGACCACAGGAGACUACGGGGAGUACUACCGCCUCCUGCUCCCAGGAACAUACAACAUAACUGCUCUGGUCCCAGGGUACACACCAAUGACUUUUCACAAUGUCCAGGUCGUAGAGGAUAAAGCCACAGAACUUAACUUUACCUUGGCACCUGUCGUCAGUCAGGCUGCAGGCAGCAGCACUGUGCCUACGUCCUCUGUCCCAUCCAGCCGUGACCCAAACAUUUCCACCACUGUUACAGAUGCUUCAAACUCCACUGUAGCUGUGUCUAGCGGAGACGGGAACAUCCCUUCAAUGCUUCCACCUGAAAAUAUACCUGUCCAGCCGCAGGAAUUCCGUCACCACAAUUAUGCAGACAUGGAGCUCUUCUUACGCAAGUACAGCAGCGAGUUCCCCUCUAUCGUCCAUCUUCACUCGAUUGGCCGCUCUGUGAAAGACAGAGAGCUCUACGUGAUGGUCAUCUCAGACAACCCCACUGUUCACGAGCACGGUGAGCCCGAAUUUAAGUAUGUGGCCAACAUGCAUGGUAAUGAAGUGGUGGGCCGAGAAUUGAUGCUCAACCUCAUUGAGUAUCUGUGCCGUAACUAUGGCACUGACCCGGAGGUCACUCGUUUGGUCAACAACACCCGCAUUCACAUCAUGCCGUCUAUGAACCCUGAUGGGUAUGAGGCGGCCAAUGAAGGUGAUGUGAAGGGCUACAAAGGGCGCAACAACAGCAACAAUGUUGACCUGAACCGCAACUUCCCCGAUCAGUUCACAUCCACCACAGGGACCAGACAGCCAGAGACUAUAGCUGUGAUGAACUGGCUGAAGAGCAUCUCCUUUGUCCUGUCAGCCAACCUCCAUGGAGGUUCCUUGGUGGUGAACUACCCCUUUGAUGAUGACAAAGAAGGGUUAAGUCAGUACAGCCGGUCCCCUGAUGACAAGGUCUUUCAGCUGGUGUCCAAAGCGUACUCACAGGAGAAUCCUCUGAUGCACAAUGGACACCCUUGCGAGGAACUGUACCCUGAUGAAUAUUUUGAAAACGGAAUCACCAACGGUGCAAACUGGUACAAUCUCCAUGGUGGGAUGCAGGACUGGAACUAUUUAAACACCAACUGUUUCGAAGUGACCAUUGAGUUGGGUUGUGUGAAGUACCCUUUUGCGAAGGAGCUGCCUAAAUACUGGGAACAAAACCGAAGAGCCUUACUUCAGUUUAUACACCAGGUCCACACUGGUGUAAAGGGAACAGUGUCUGACAGUAGGGAUGGUACAGGAAUACCCAAUGCUACCAUCACUGUGGCAGAGAUAGACCAUAACAUCACCACGGCUCAAACAGGAGACUACUGGAGACUUCUAGCCCCCAACACUUACUCAAUCACAGCCGCUGCUCACGGGUACAUACCUCAAAGAACCUACGCCACAGUCGCAAAGGAUAGAGUGGAGGUGGUGGACUUCAGACUGACACGUUUGCACUCAGACUCUAACGGCCAGUCUCAAAACGGACCCCAACCCACACAGAACCCGUCUGAGAAGGUGUUGCAGAGCUUAAUCAAAGAGCUCUCUCUGGGCCAGGGUUUGGAGCAGUUGGUCAAGAGUACAGCCACAGAGAGCAGCUUCCGCUACCAUCUUUAUAAAGAAUUGUCCGAGUCCAUGAGGGGCCUCACACUCAACUUUCCAAAAAUUACAUCCUUACAUAGACUGGGCCAAAGUGUAGAGUUUCGAACCAUUUGGGCUCUGGAAAUCUCUAACAAACCAGAAGAAGCUGAACCAUCUGAGCCCAAGAUUCGCUUUGUAGCAGGGAUCCAUGGCAAUGCUCCUGUGGGCUCGGAGCUGCUGCUGGAGUUUGCUACCUUCCUUUGUAUCAACUAUGGCAAGAACCCAGCCAUCACUAAGUUGAUCAACGAGACCCGGAUUGUCAUCGUGCCUUCGAUAAACCCAGAUGGACGAGAACUGUCUGUUGAGAAACAGUGCACCUCCACUCAGGGUUUGACCAAUGCUCAUGGAAAAGACCUGGACACAGAUUUCUUUGGCAAUGCAUCACAGCGUGUGGUGGAGGCUCAGCCAGAGACCAGAGCAAUGAUGGACUUGAUUCUAGAAAGGAGUUACACACUCUCUGUAGCUCUCGAUGGAGGCGCCCUUGUUGCUACCUACCCUUAUGACAAACCUGUCCAGCCUGUUGAAAACGAGGGCACAUUGAAGUACUUGGCAAAUGUUUAUGCCACGAACCAUCCCAAGAUGCACCUCGGAGACACCGGAUGUUCAAAUAAUGGGCAGACAGGCAACAUCCCCGACGGAGUCAUGAGGGCAGCAGAGAGACAAAGUCACAUGGGGAGUAUGAAGGAUUUCAGUAUGGACUUUGGCCACUGUCCAGAAAUCACAGUUUAUACUGGCUGCUGUUUGUUCCCUCCUGUUGAGCAGCUGGCCACGCUCUGGGCCGAGAACAAGAAGGCUCUCCUCGGCAUGUUGGUGGAGGUCCAUAAAGGUGUGCGUGGAGUGGUGAGGGACAAGAGCGGGAAGCCUAUUGUUGGUGCAAUCAUUGUGCUGAACGGAGGUGUAAGAGUGUUUACUACAGAGGGCGGCUACUUCCACGCGCUGCUGGCUCCUGGCAACCACAACAUUGAAGCUGUUGCCGAUGGCUACCAACAACAACGUCAAGAGGUGGUGGUAUCGUCCUAUGAAGCUGCUAACUCCAUCAUCAUUGAGUUUGACAUGGACAACAAUAUCUUUGGGCUGCCCAGAGAGUUUGUGGUGGCCAGUGCAGCGGCCUCCAUGACGGCACUGGUGGUGACCGCGUGCAUCAUCUGGUGUGUGUGUGCGGCCAAGUCUAACCGUCAGAAGGACGGCUUCCACCGUUUGCGACAGCACAGAGACGACUACGACGACGAGAUCCGGCUCACGUCCAUGGGCUCCAAGAAGUCCCUGCUCGCCAACGAGUUUCAGGACGAGAGCGAAAGUGACGAGGAUACGCUGUACGCAAACAAAAUCUGAGAACAAAGGCGCCAGUUUUUGCUGUUGGCUCAGCAUUUUUUUUAUUUUGAUCUCCCGCCUGGAAACUGAACUUGUCCAACAAGGAAUAGGUUGAACUUUGGGCACCAUCCCAGUCCAUCUUUAUGACUUGAGAUAUGAGUGAUAAAGACACUUUUCUUCUGUUAUACCAACAAGCUCUGCGCACUAGCUUUUGGUCACACAGUUAUCAGUGCAACCAAAUUAAUAGUUAACAGAACAUCAUGCUGAUGUCUGGAGUGAAGGGCUUGCUUUUUUUGUGAUGGAUCUCUGUUUAACUAGGUCAACAAGAGGACAUUUAGUGAAGGUGUUAAAGAGGAGCGAGAGAAUGGUUUGUUCCACUGUGGCUCUCAUCCGUCCUUUGGUUUUUGAGUCCCGCAGCUUUUUUAUUUAAUUUGUUCCGAGCCAUUCAAGAGUGCUCUUGAAGACCACCCGGCUGAGGAGUCAAGCCGCAAAGUCCAAAUGAAACUUUUUCUUGUUUAGUGGAUGUGUAAAUGAACUCUGAAUGAAAGUACUUAGUCUCACAGAAUCUCCUCACUGAUAUCUGUCAUCACUACGCUUUUCUUUCACAAGGACUUAGGAGCUAGGAAGUUUGCUUAUUUUAGACGCCGUUGAAAGGUUGAAGUGUCCAAGCCUUUUGAGAGACUGAAUCCAAUACUGUGCCUUGGCUUCUGUAAUGUUUACAGUCCGGUCCGGCUGCAGUAUUUAGUAGAAAGCAGCGAAUAGAUGACUAUCGGUCCAUCCUAUAAUUAGGCGGUAGGAGAAGAGACAUGAUGAUUAAAAAUCUAAUGUUGCACUGAUUCUGCACAGAUGACUCUUGGUUGCCUGACAUGGUAUCGGUAGUUUUAUUUUUUAUUUUACAGCUAGUCAAAGUUGUGGGCAAAACCCUAAUACAAACUUCGGGGAGAAUCUGUAACCAUCCUCCUUGACAGGAACCAUCCUCAGUUUGUGCAGGAACCCCUGUGUGAGGGAGGCCAUCUUGCACUAAAUUGAAUGUGAGUAUUGUCCCAUAUCAUUGGCCAUGAAAAAAAUUAAUUUAGAAAAGAAUGUAUUUUUUAUUUAACAGAUUUGUUGAAUGAUAAUCCAAACUGUCUGUGGAAAAUUACAGUUUGACACUUGUCACAUCGAGUCUGUACCCUGUUUUGAGUCAGGAAUGCACAUUUUUACCACGUCUAUAAAUUACAUACAAAUUAUAAAUCAAAAUGCAUAUAACUAAGAUGUGAUUUGAAGCUCUGAAAAGGCUUUCUACAUUCAAGGUCUAAUAUCCACUUUUGGAGAUAGUCAUAGUUCUUCAGCCAGUUGUCAGGGAGAGUGAAAAAGAGGUUGAUAAGCGAUUGCCUUCAUGGAUUUUAAAGAACAGCGUUGUCUGGUAUGAAAAAAUGCAGUAAUUUGCCAUGUCUCAUGAUAAAGAAGCUUAUUUGACUUCAAAAUCUGAACAGGGUGUAGGGACAAAUCCAGGGAAACUGGUUUAUGUGCAAACAUGCAAACUUGAGGGGUUAUUAGAAUAAGACGAGGUGAGAUGGCAGUUGUUAAUCCUGUGCUCAGAUAUCUGUAUUAGCAUAGAAUUUCACCAUGCAAAUCAAGGGAAGAGCCAAAAACCAGAAGACACUGGUUUUCCUCAUAAGAAAUCCAUGUACAACUUGUCCUGACGUCUGUCCUCACACACUUGUUUUCAUCAAAUACACAAGACUGCAUCUCUCAGUAUAUUCAAGCCUGGUGUCUGUGUAGAAAGACUAUUUUGUGCAUUCUUUUUUUUCCUACUCCAUGUCUGUGAAUGCCUGCUUAUGAAUUUUGAAAGAUUAGCUUGCGUUAGGGUCAUGCAGGGUUGGUGAGGAUUUUUAGAUUAACUGGAAUCAACUGUAAAUAUUGUUUGGCAAUGAUGGGGAAUGAAAGUGCAAUUCAUGUGAACAAUUAAUCUACACGCAACAAAACAUUUGAUAAAGUACCUCUGUAUGAUCGUGACCUGCUAACAUGCACAAAGAUUCAUCUACACAAUGAAAUAAAACCUUUCACUACA
This is a messenger RNA of Pleuronectes platessa (European plaice), 6278 nucleotides long. RefSeq names its product carboxypeptidase D, a (gene cpda). Gene Ontology annotation, biological process: proteolysis. The transcript has 21 exons. Gene Ontology annotation, molecular function: metallocarboxypeptidase activity; zinc ion binding. Lineage: Eukaryota; Metazoa; Chordata; Actinopteri; Pleuronectiformes; Pleuronectidae. Bases 137 to 4246 code for a protein of 1369 amino acids. The record is from RefSeq and is a predicted model, not a curated record.